Messenger RNA from Loxodonta africana (African savanna elephant), 1977 nucleotides. RefSeq names its product store-operated calcium entry associated regulatory factor (gene SARAF). Gene Ontology annotation, cellular component: endoplasmic reticulum membrane. Lineage: Eukaryota; Metazoa; Chordata; Mammalia; Proboscidea; Elephantidae. Gene Ontology annotation, biological process: regulation of store-operated calcium entry. The coding region runs from base 148 to 1152 and encodes 334 amino acids. The record is from RefSeq and is a predicted model, not a curated record. The transcript has 6 exons.
CUGGCGCACGGACCUCCGCAGCGGGGGCGGCUCUGCGGACAGAGCUGCCCUUCGUCGCAGCCCGCGAUCCCGGCGUCCCUGCGCAGCGGCGUCAAAGCUUCCGGCCUGCGAGCGCCAGGCCGCGGCGCGCCAUUUCCACCGAGCGCCAUGGCAGCGGCCGGACUGCGCCCUCUCUUCCGCCUCCUUUCGGUUCUGUUCAUCUCGGGCCCUGCCCUGGGCUGGAACGACGCUGACAGAAUACUGUUGCGGGACGUCAAAGCCCUUACCCUCCAUUAUAACCGCUAUACCACCUCCCGCAGACUGGAUCCAGUCCCACAGUUGAAAUGUAUUGGAGGCACAGCUGGGUGUAAUUCUUACACCCCCAAAGUCAUACAGUGUCAGAACAAAGGCUGGGACGGUUAUGAUGUCCAGUGGGAAUGUAAGACCGACUUAGAUAUUGCAUACGAAUUUGGAAAAACGAUGGUGAGCUGUGAAGGCUAUGAAUCCCCUGAAGACCCGUAUGUACUAAGAGGGUCCUGUGGCUUGGAGUAUGAGUUAGAUUACACAGAAGAUGGCCUGAAGAAAUUGAGAGAGUCUGGAAGAAAACACGGCUUUAACUCUUUCUCUAAUUAUUAUAAUAAGUUGUACUCCUCCGAUUCCCGUGGCGUCAGUGGGUUGAUGACCAUCGUAGUGCUCCUCACUAUUGCCUUUGCAGUUUAUAAGCUGUUUCUCAGUGAUGGUCAAGAUUCUCCUCCACCGUAUUCUGAGUAUCCGCCAUAUUCCCACCGAGACCAGAGAUUCACCAACUCAGCAGGGUCCCCGCCCCCAGGCUUUAAGCCUGAGUUCACAGGACCGCAGAGUACUGGCCAUGGUGGGACUUCCGGUUUUGGCAACGCUUUCACAGGACAGCAAGGAUUCGGAAAUUCAGGGCCAGGAUUCUGGACUGGACUGGGAACUGGAGGGAUGUUAGGGUAUUUGUUUGGCAGCAAUAGAGCAGCAACGCCCUUCUCAGACUCGUGGCAGUACCCCUCUUACCCUCCAUCAUACUCCAGCGCAUGGAAUAGCCGUUCUUACUCACCGCUUCGUGGAGGCCCAGGGGGCUAUUCAGCAUAUUCAGGCUCAGAUACAAGAACCAGGACAGCAUCAGGAUAUGGUGGUACCAGAAGACGAUAAGAGGGGAGAAAUUUGACGUCAGACAUUGGAUGCAAACUUUCUGAUGUUUCAUCACUUUCUCUUUCUCAAAAAAAAAAAAAAAAGUGCUACCUGCUAACAGCUGGGGAAGGGGAGGGAAUAUGCAAAAGUUGUGUCAUAUUUUGUCCUGUGUAGCAUUUUGUAUUCUAUGAUUUGAGGCCAAGAGUUGAUACAUAACAGAAUGUUUAUGUAGAGAAUUGUGUAUGUUAGUAUAACCCCUGGGUGUAUAUUGCAGUUUUUGAAAGCAAUGAUGACUGUGGAAUGCUGAAAAUAUAUUGUUUCAUUUCUAAAACUUGUGAUGUCGUGAGAAUCCACCAGCAUUCAGAAUGAAGGUUUUGUACCAGUAGACACUAAGUGGAGAGCAUUUCAAUCUUGAGCAGGUUUUAGCUGAUGAGUCAGUACCUCAAGGGAACAGUAAUACUCUCUUGAUGUUGUAUUUUUUGGUGUUGGCUGUUCUUCAGACAUUUACACAAACUGUGGUCUACUGAUUAUACCAAUCUGUGGGUUCUGAUCACUCUGAGCUCAGGAGCUGGGAAUCCUUCAGUAGUGGUGUAGCUUUGGUAAGUGAGAAUUACCUUUAGAAGAAGAGGUAGAAAAUAAGCAUCUAGAAGGUUGUGGCGAAUGAUUGUGUGCUGACAGAAUGCCCGCAGCCUCCAUAUUUCUUAACUUCCCGAGAAGUAAAGUUCAAGUGCUUCCGCACAAGUCUUUUAGUAGCAAAAGCAUGUAGUUUUUGUGGAAUUUCAAAUAUCGUUGUAGCCAUCUGUUUGACGCUUACAUUAAAAUGACUGAAUAAAAAACAAACAAGAA